Knipowitschia caucasica is the source of this 4206-nucleotide messenger RNA. NCBI's taxonomy places the organism in Eukaryota, Metazoa, Chordata, Actinopteri, Gobiiformes, Gobiidae. The record is from the annotation of a GenBank genome assembly.
AUGGAUUUAAUACAAGAUCUGCGUUUUCUCCGAUUAAACGAAAUCUCCGAAGGCUGGGUGGAUGCAGUGUGGGACUUGGAGUUCACAGAAAGAAAGGAAUUUGAUGAUCCUGUCGGAGAGGAGUUGGAAACCCGUGACUCUCAAGAUUUUCAAAAUCUGCACCAGCGUUUGCUUGUCUUUAUUCAGGAGAAUGCAGCAAAUGAACAGAGUGUGUGGGCGAUGCUGCAGGAGAAUGGCAUACCUGUGAAGACUCUGGUGGCUGUGCUUUCCUUUUUCGUCUUUGGUGGAAAGUUCAAAAAUGCAGGUGUUAAGCAGAGAGUCAACGCUCUACAGGCUGCUUCCUUGUAUCUACUGCUUCUUGGAAUGCCAGGAAGCAUUGCCAACAAGGCUUUCCAUGGGGGUUUGUUCGACCUGUGCACCUCCAUUUGGACACACUGCUGGCCCCAAGAGACUGGGAAGAAACGCAAGAAAGUGGCACCUAAAAACUCUCAGGCUGCAGGAAAAAAACCCAAACCACAGCGGAAGUUUGCAGAGAAGGACCUUGAGGAGGGGGAGGAGGAGGAUGAUGAUGAAGAGGAAGAGGAUGCAGCUGAGCAUUUCUCCAGUCAGGACCUGGUGGAGAUUAGAGAGGCUGUGGUUUUGUUGGUUAAGAGCCUUCUCAUCCUCCUACAAACGUUUUCUCUCAAAGAUCUUCCACAAAAUGUCAAUAACAUCACACGGGUCUUCAUUAAACUGUUGUACUUUGAGCCCAUCAUUGGAGAGAUUAACUUUGCAGAACAAGAUAUCAAUAGAAUGAGAAGUGUUCCAGAGAUGGCCUUCCAUGGUCUGCAGCUUCUCUACUCCGCAAAACAUGGAGAUCAGAAACAAACCUUGCUGCGGAUAUUUCACCACCUGCUCUAUGUGAUCCUGAUGAUGACUAAGAACAGAAACCUUAAGCCUACACUCCUGGUUUUGAGCCAGGGGGUCCUCACGACCCGCAAUCAGGCCCUCCAUUUUGUCAGUCAUAUGGUGAAUGAGGGGAAAGAGGAGACUCUGUCAUGUGUCCGAAUCCUCUUGCAGCACAUCUGUGAUCAGAUGGUGGAGAAAUGUGAAUUCCGUAGCCAUGGCGCUCAUGCUGUGAAAACACUCUCCGGACUCUUGUCCAGUUCAGGCUAUGCCUGGUUUGUCAAAUGGCUGUCAGCAUUCUCUAAACAUUCAAAGAUGGUGGGCCGUCUUUUCUCUGUGGAUGUAGUCAUGGCUUUGCUUGAGCAGCCAGAGAGGAGCCCAGAGGGGUGUGACCCUGACCUGGUAAACUAUCUGCCGUACAAAUACCUGAUUCAGGAGGUGUUGUUUGCUCGGAGGAUGGAUGUGUCUCCCACUGUUCAGGGCCAUGCUCUUGCCUGCCUUGCCCAGUGUCUCGAGCUUCCUUCAAUGAAUGCUACCAAAGCUGUGCAAGGUCUCUUCACCACGAUUGGGAGCCAGUCUGGAUUCCAUGCGCAGACAACUGAAGGAAAUUUAACUUCACAUCCGACUUACCGCACGCUGCCCUUCAGGACCAUGGAGCUCAGUAACACUCAAAGCUCUCCCUGUGAAGGAAAAGUGAACUUGGAACAUAUUCUGUCUCGCAUGAAACACCCCAACACAAAUGUGAGGAAGUUGGCAUUGCAGGCUUUGGUGGGGCUUUUGAAACACAAUGUGGUCCCUACAAACUCUGAGAACCUGAGUGUGUUGGCUGCUCGCUGCAGAGAUCCAGCUGUGUCUGUGAAGAAGAAGGCUCUGCAGUGUGUUGGGGAGCUGCUGGCUUUAAAUCCUGGUUGUACGAACGUGCAGAAGGCCUGGCUGGAGGGCGUAUGUUCUGCACUGAUGGACUCUGAGAGCUCUGUGCAGGAGAAGGCUCUGGAGGCUCUGGAGGAGAAGCUCCUCAGUCAGAUCAAGCCGUUCACUAGUGAUUAUCUGGACAUGAACCAAACACUGGCCUGGGAUUUACUGCACCAUCUCUGCCAUGACUGCCACAAACUCAGCCGAUACUUCAGCAAAGCGUUUGAAAUCUGGCACAAGCAAAACCGAUUCACUCCAUCCUUUUUCAACGCACUCACUUCUCACACAGAGGCCCCUCAUGCAGCGGGGGCCUGGUUACUUCUGUCCAAGGUGACGAUGUCAUCCGCCAAACUGCCGUAUGGGAAGGUUUUGGACGCCUGGGACAAAAUAAUGACCAAUUUGAAUGAAGUAAACACAAAAACUCUCUGUAAUGUUCUGUGUGUGAUUGGAGACAUCGCUCCACACUUGAAUCCAGACACACAGGAGCUUAUUAUCAGAGACCUGAUGUCCCAACUGAAGACUUUUACUCUGCCCCUUGAUGUCGUCAAUGCUGCUGUGGAGGCUUUGGUCCAAUAUGGUCGAUCAGAAGAUGUCAAUUUAACACAGUCUUUUCUGAAUCAGCACUGUGGAGAGCUGGUGUCUCUCUGUGAAUCGUUCUUGGCCUCAAUCAUUCUGAAAAAAUAUGGAAAGCAAAACCUGGAUGAGGAUCUCAUGGUUAAGUACUUGCAUACACUGGGCACUGCUUCGGUCAAUUGUCCGGCAAAGAUCAGCAAGAGGACAAUUCUUCUGGUAGAGUCUAUUCUCACCACCAACUCUGACAAACUGGCAGAUGUCCAGGGAGAGUUGCCUGCCUCUUUACCUUUGUCCCAGUUCAGGCAAAAUUCUUUUUCCACUAAAAUCCGAGCACAUGGGGUGCUUACACUUGGUAAACUGUGUCUGCAGCAUGAGGAGCUGGUACAGAAAUACCUACCAGUCUUUGCUCGGGAGCUGGAGGAAGGCACAGAGGUGUCUGUGAGAAACAAUGUGGUGGUCAUUAUGUGUGACCUGUGUAUCCGCUACACAAACAGCGUGGACAACUACAUCCCCAACAUCUCAGCUCGUCUGCAGGACAGCAGCGCCACCAUCAGGGAGAACACCCUCAUCAUGUUGACCAACCUACUGCAGGAAGAAUAUGUUAAAUGGAAGGGCUCUUUGUUUUUCCGGUUCAUAACUGCUUUGGGGGACCCAGUUCCAUUCAUUUCCAAUAUGUGCGAGUACUGUCUGCUAAACGUCCUCCUCAAGAAGAACCCCGACAUGUUCAGCCAACAUUUUAUUGAGUGUAUUUUCUACUUCCACUCCUACACCAAACACAAGUCUUACAACAAGUUCCCUCAAAGUGACAAAGAAAUGCUCAGCUCGUCUUUAAAAGGGCCCCAAAACCAACAGAAACGUUUCCAUAUUUAUCGUUUCUUGCUGGAACAUUGUACAGACGCCCAACGCUUCAACAUCACAAACAAGAUCAACCAGACUGUGUUGGAGUGCUUUGCGGAUCAGGAGCUGCCCCUGGACACAGAGGGAUCAGACCUUUUAUCUGAGAUUUUUGCUGUCCUGAGCCUGAAGGAGAUUAAGCUACAGGCCAUGAAGUCCAAGGCCGCAGCAGAAGGGGAAGACGUGGAGGAGGAGAACAUGGCCAAAGCUGUUCUGGAGGCUGCUCAGAAGAAAGUAGUCUCUCAGGUCCAUAAGAGAGUGCUGGUUGAACAUACAGUACCCCUGAUAAUCAGCUUGAAGCACCGCCUUGAGCAGAAUCGCUCUCCUGUGCUCAAGGACCUUAUGGCCUACUUGCAGGUGAUCAUGCAGGACUACAAGAAUGAAGUGAACACGAUCUUUGCCGGUGAUGAGCAGCUGGCUUCUGAAUUGGAGUUUGCUCUGAAGGAGGCGGAGAGACUGGAAGGAAUGGUAGAUCUUAUCGAGACGUGCAGCAUCCAGCAAGUUCCAAAGACCCCGACAGCAGCACAGAGUGCUCCUCUUGCGUCUCCUGCCAGACCGCCACUUGUUCUCCCACUCAGAUUUGCAACACCACAACCUCCUCAAAGAAACACUCUAUCCUCACUACUGCCUUUGAGUGAGAGGCGUCCGAAUACACUCCUGAGACAGAAGGAUCAGAAGCGCUCUAAUUAUCUGGAAGAAACCGUUAUAGUUAAAGGAGGUGUGGACACAAGAGCGAUCAGCACUCCCAUAGGUGUUGCAAAUAUGAACCUAACUUUUGAUGGACAGGUCAGCGUCAUCCUCAGUGAGAAAGGCACAAGUUCUGUGGAUGAGAACAAUGUUGUGUGUGUGCUCCCCAGUGAACAAAAUGCAUCACGGGUGAAGCAGUGGAACAUUCAGUCUCCUCUUCGCAAGAGUAAGAGGACUCCUCUACAGGACGAAUAG